CUGCCUUCGUACGCAUGCGCACAUACAUAAGCGUUAGAAGAACGAAAAAUCAAAAAAGCAUCACGGCGACACGUCGGAACGUGAAAAGGCUGUGAAUCAGGGCGAAAACCAACAUGAAAAUGUUGAAAGAGUUGGUGAGAAAGCGACUUAUAGCAGCCGCCGACGAAAUCUUCGGCUUGUUCGAAAGCACCGUCGCGUCUUACGAGGAGCAACUUUAUCGUGCCAGAGAGGAGAGCGAGCGACAGCGGAAACUGGGCGACGUUUGCCCAAAAGCUCACAUCCAAGCGAGAUUGGAUCAACGACGAGCCACCGGUGGAAAAGGUCAAGUCAUUCCAGAUGCACUGUUAGCGCCAGACAGGCGCUCUCCUCCCGUCAAAGAGGAAGAGGAGGCGCCACGGUCCUCCCGUGUGAAGGAAGAAGUAGAAGAGGCCGACAUCAGCGAGUUUCCGCUCAAGGUGGUGGUGGUGAAGAGUGAAGACGAGCAACUCUCCGGUGGGUCGUCGCCUCGCAAUCUCCUUUGCGUUCCAAGUGGAGAGCGUCGUAGAGAACCGCAAGCACAUAAACUCUUCUCUUUGCUGUCGGACACCGGGGACACAGGAGAAUCACUGAGCAAUGCAGACUGCCAAGGGGACGGCAAACGCUUCCUGCCCUCGGAAAACGACUCGACUGAAAGGAGAUGUGGCACAGACCAAGAUCCGCAGUCCCCACUCAUCAAAGAGGAAGAGGAGCAGGUGGACGUCAGCAACAAGCCGCUUACUGUCAUCUCGGCGAAGAGUGAAGACGACGAGCUUUGUCGUCGAAGCAGAGGGGCGGCGGUGGACAACCUCUUGGCACCGCUGUCGCAUAGCGAAGACACAGAAGAAUCGUCGAAGAGCGACACGGACUGCGAAGGUGACGACAAACGCUCGAUAAAAGAAGCGCCAAAGCGUUUUGUCUGUUCGGCUUGCGGUGAAAGGUUCGCCCGCAAGUCAAACAUGGUAACGCACAUGCGUGUCCACACGGGAGACAAACCUUUCUGUUGUUCGGUUUGCGGUGAAACGUUUGCACGUAAGGUCUCCUUGAAGGGGCACGUCGCCACGCACACGGGAGAGAAACCUUUCACCUGCUCAGUUUGUGGCGAAAGAUUUGCCUAUAAUUACAAUCUCACCCGACACAUGCACACGCACACGGGAGAUAAGAGUUUCGCAUGCUCCGUUUGCGGUAAAAUCUUUAAUCAGAGGGCCAACAUGGUGGCGCACUUGAGAACGCACACGGGAGAAAAACCUUUCCAGUGUUCGCUUUGCGGCGAUCGCUUUGCUCAUCGCGUCUCGUUGAUCGCGCACACAGCCACACACUCGGGACAAAAACCUUUUCUUUGCUCAGUUUGUGGCGAAGGGUUUUCUUACAAGUACAGCUUGACCGCACACAUGCGCAAACACCGACAGUGACAAAAGAAAACAAAAAAAACAGCCCAGUUUUGCAUGUGGAGGUACGAAUGCCAUGAAUUUCCUCCAGCCCUUGUACUACUUAAACAGUUUGAGCGUGCACGUGCGCACGCUCACUCGAGAAAAACCUUUUCGUUGCUCGGACUGUGGCGAAAGAUUUACUGGUAAAAAGAAUUUGAACGUACACAUGCAGAUGCGCACUGUAGAAAAACCCUUUGGUUGUUCAGUUUGUGCGAAAAGAUUGUCUCAAGACUCAUGUGAUUACACACAGCGGGGAAAAAUCUUGUAGUUGUUCUGUUUGUCGUUCUACAUCUGCCCAAAAAACAGCUUUAAUUGUGCACUCAGCGUGGAGAAAAACCAUCCAGGUGCGCAGUUUGUGGCGAAAGCCUUUUUUUUUAAUAAGCGCAGUUUGAACGCACACAUGGAAACGCACACGGGCGAAAAACCCUUCAGCUGCUCCGCGUGCAGUAAACCAUUUCCCUAAAAGCAAAACAUGAUCAAACCCAUGCGAACGCACACGGGAGAGAACCCUUUCAUUUGCUCGCUUUGCUGCGACACAUUUGCUCACAGCUUCUCUUUGACCAUACACAUGCACAAACACACGUGGGGGAAAAACCCUUUAGUUGCCCAGCUUGUAGCUAAACGUCCGCCUGCUACAAUGCCCACCAGAACAAGAACAUCAAAAUAUUUUCCAAGAGCCUCUUUUGUUGGCUGUAUGCAUCAAGGUGUACCUAAUAAAGUGACCAGCGAGUGUGUCUGUACGCAUGUGCCGA
Syngnathus typhle (broad-nosed pipefish) is the source of this 2197-nucleotide messenger RNA. Its product is annotated as zinc finger protein 37-like. Gene Ontology annotation, biological process: regulation of transcription by RNA polymerase II. Gene Ontology annotation, molecular function: RNA polymerase II cis-regulatory region sequence-specific DNA binding; DNA-binding transcription factor activity, RNA polymerase II-specific. Bases 114 to 1427 code for a protein of 437 amino acids. The record is from RefSeq and is a predicted model, not a curated record. Gene Ontology annotation, cellular component: nucleus. The transcript is spliced from 3 exons. Lineage: Eukaryota; Metazoa; Chordata; Actinopteri; Syngnathiformes; Syngnathidae.